UGGAGGUUGUUAUUUCCUCCGAAGUGUGUCUCUCUUUGUGUGCUGGCUAGUCUCAGCUAAUGGUUGUUUAUACUCGGGUUUCACGGUGAAUAUGAGACCUUUUGACGACUUAGUAUCGUUUGUUGAUUGGCGACACUUCUAAAACAAGAAGAGAUGCAGAGUUACUAAUGUUUACGAGCAAGCUGUUAUGCCAAAUCUACAAUAACAACAGUAAAAAAAAAAAAAUAAGGAAGAAAGAAGUAAUUAGUGGCAUUGACACGUGUGUUUUGAAUCAAUUUGUUAUGUAUCAUUACUUGUGAGUACUACUAAGGUGCUCAGAUUUACAUUUUUUUUUCUUAUGCUUAAAAUUGACAAAGAGGUUACUUGACAGCUGUUGGUAGAAAUUUACCUUAAAGUGCCAUAACUGCAUGAUCCCCCUCUUCACUGAAGUCAAAUAUUUAUUUAUACUUAAAAGUCCUAGUACCCAUUUGUUACCAAAAUCAGCCUGACCUUCCAGGACCAACAUGAGUGGCCAAAGUCCAGUGGUGGAUAAAGGAAUGAACACGGUCCUGGUCUGUCAGGAAAGUUACGCCUGUGGAGGGUCAGAUGAGGCUGCCUUUGAAUGCGAUGAAUGUGGCAGCUUGCAAUGUUCCCGCUGUGAACUGGAGCUUCAUCGCCAGGAUCGUAUGAAGAAUCACGACCGGGUUCGGAUCUCACCGGGCCACGUUCCCUUCUGUGACUCCUGUAAGGGUGACAGCAGCUGCGCUAUCAGACUCAGAGCGGUGGUACGCUGCCAGGGUUGUAAGAUCAACCUGUGUUUGGAUUGCCAGAAACGCACUCAUGGUGGAGUCAACAAGAGGAAGCACCCUCUCACACCGUACCCCCCUGUCAAAGCUGCUCAGGAUAACAGUGUGACUGCUGGGGAGACUGAGAUGGAGAUGCUCAAGUCCAAACUGGAGCAAGUGUGCAGUUUCCUGUUAGUUGAUGACAAGGAAGAGAUGAAGGUGAAGGAUGAUGAGGACUUUAUUAACAGACUACACUGCAAACCAGAUGAGCUUCUGAAGGUGGUUUCCAUCUUUGGAAACACUGGAGAGGGGAAAUCCCACACCCUGAACCAUACUUUCUUUCUUGGACGAGAAGUGUUCAAGACCUCCCCCACCCAAGAGUCCUGCACUGUGGGCGUUUGGGCUGCUAUGGAUCCACUGCACAGGGUCGUAGUCAUUGAUACGGAGGGAUUGCUUGGGGCUGGAGCUAAUCAGGGUCAGCGGACACGACUUCUUCUCAAGGUCCUUGCUGUCUCUGAUGUGGUUAUCUACCGAACACAUGCUGACCGUCUCCAUGACGAUCUUUUUAAGUUCCUUGGCGAUGCAUCGGAUGCUUACUUGAAACAUUUCACAAAAGAGCUGAAGGCGACGACUACCCGCUGUGGUCUCGACGUUCCCUUGUCCACCUUGGGCCCUGGCGUGAUCAUCUUUCAUGAGACCGUCCACACCAAGCUCCUAGGAUCAGACAAACCAGCUGAUUCAGUUGAGCGUCUGAUUCAUGAGCGAUUCAGGAAACUGGGCCUGUUUCCAGAAGCUUUCAGCUCUAUACAGUAUCGUGGGACUCGAACCUACAACCCGCCGACGGACUUCAGUGGUUUGCUGCGCAGCCUUGAGCAGCAGCUGGAUAACAACACCACUCGUUCACCACGUUCUGCAAGUGUCAUUUUUAAGGCGCUACAGGCCCUGAGUGAGCGCUUCAGUGGAGAGAUUCCAGAUGAGCAUAUGACCAGUAACUCAUUCUUCCCAGAUGAGUACUUCACCUGCUCCAGCAUCUGCCUCAGCUGUGGGUCGGGCUGCAAGAGAAGCAUGAAUCACCUAAAAGAAGAACUCGACCAUGAGGCCAAACAUCGCUGCCGCUACUCUGCGCAGUACGACAACCGCAUUUAUACCUGCAAGGCCUGCUAUGAGGGGGGCAAGGAAGUAAUAGUGGUUCCCAAAACAACAGCCUCGUCGGACUCCCCGUGGUUUGGCUUGGCCAUCUACGCCUGGUCAGGAUACGUAAUUGAGUGUCCAAACUGUGCAGUGAUCUACAGAAGCAGACAGUACUGGUAUGGAAACCAAGACCCGGUGGAUUCGGUGGUUAGGACUGAGAUCCAGCACAUCUGGCCUGGGUCUGACGGCUUUUUGAAAGACAACAACAACGCUGCUCAGAGGUUGUUGGACGGAGUCAAAUACAUUUCUCAGUCUGUAUCUGAACUCAGCGUCAAACCAGCCAAAGCGGUCACUUCCUGGCUUACGGACCAGAUUGCUCCAUCCUACUGGACGCCCAACUCCCUUAUCUCGAAAUGUCAUAAAUGUGGUGAAGAAUUCCAAGCCAAUGACACCAAGCAUCACUGUCGUGCCUGUGGAGAGGGUUUCUGUGAUGCCUGCUCAGCGAAAACCCGGCCGGUCCCAGAGAGGGGCUGGGGUCUGGAUCCAGUCAGAGUCUGCGAUGCUUGUUUCCACGACAGGGGAAUCUCAACUGAGUUGCUGGACGCUGCCUUGGAGGAGGAGGGAGGCACCCUGAUAGCCAGAAAGGUUGGAGAGGCUGUUCAGAACACCUUUGGCGCUGUAGUGGGUGCCAUCGACAUACCUCUUGGGCUAGUGAAGGAUGCAGCUCGCCCGGCCUACUGGGUCCCAGAUCAGGACAUCCACUCCUGCUGCGAGUGCCAAAGGGAGUUCACGCCACGUCUCUCCAUCCACCACUGUCGGGCCUGUGGCCAGGGUGUGUGCGACGACUGCUCCCAGGAGCGCCGCCCUGUGCCGUCCCGCGGCUGGGACCACCCGGUGCGGGUUUGCAACAGCUGCAGCCAGAAGCCUGGGGAACUCUAGCAGGGCAGGAAGCAGAAGUCGGCGAGGGAUUGGCCUAAAACGCGAGCCAGUGGGAAUGACUGGAAUGGAGGAGAUUGUGAGCCCGGGUUAAAGGCUUCACUUCAGGUUGUGCGCUGCCUUUGUACUGUGGCAAAUUGAAAUCGUGUUCAUUACUUCUUAAUGCUGGCCAGUUAUCCUAUUUCACCUUUAUAUGCUUACAAUUUACACUGUGAAGAAUAUCAGUGAGAGUAAGCCUUGAGCUUUCUGAGGGGGCGAGAAAGAAACUCUGCAAUGGCGCUUAUAAUUGAUUUCGGGUGACUUCCACAUGUCCCUUCAGAUCCUUUAAAAUUUCCAUUUAUGCCCAUGAAUCCCUUAAUCUUUUGACAGGUUUACCAUGACACGGUUAUCAGCACAUUUUAUCAUUGAGAAUACCUUUUUAAAGCCAUUAGGAAGAAAAAUACUUAUAUAAUAGUGACUGUAGUUAUUACUUGCUGUAACAUGGUUUCUUCUGGAGUUUAGGAUCUGAUAAUCAAGACUGGCUUCAGAGGAAAAGAUGGAUUAUCCAACAUAUUUAGUUUUUAUACUUGUUAAAACCCCUGUACAGUAGUUGUCCCUGUCCUGCAGCUCUGCUUGUAGUUAAUUAUCCUCCCAGUCCUUUUAGUCAAGAGAUAUUUAUUAGAGCAAUCAGAAGCCACUGGCAUAUUGUAGCGUCAAGAUGCAUUCCAAAUAACGAUCUAGUAAUUACUACCUACAUUAUCCCUGUGUGGCGUUAUGCACAUGAAUGGGCCUACGACAUAAAGAACAGCCUUAAUAAUGUCGUCCAUGUUAAGCUUUGUGUAUUCCAUAGAAUAUACAGCACAUAUACUGUUUACUGAAACAGGGACAUUUUUAAAUUGCCUCAUUAUUUAAAUGUCAGAAGUUGUACUCGGAUGACCACAGCAGGAAUAAACACAACAGGGACUGCUUUUAUAGAGUGGCUGGCUCACAGUAGCAAUAUGGUACAAAAAAAUAAUAAAAAAACUUCAGUUUUGAGGCUGGCCCCUCAAAAUGGGAAAUAACUCAGAGUAAUGGUUUAACUCAGGCUGUGCAGCUGGUAAGUUUGGAGCUUUUGAUGAUCUGCAGCACCAAGUCAACACGGUUUGCUUGUUCUGAUUUGUUGCUUGUCAAAUAUCACUCUGAACAGCUGGGCAUUGACAGACUUGACUGAGGGUGUGUUUAAAGAAAUGGUAGACUUUGUUCUAGGUUUGGGAAUUAUCACUCUUUGCCAUCUCAGAGUGAAGUCAUCACUUAAUAUAGAUAUCACAGGGAACCAAUCAAUAACUUGUGUUCAUGUAUUGUCAUUUGUUAAGUAUUAAAAUGCAGAAUCCCUUAUGUGUGUGUCAUUUUUGGAAAGAAAUGUGAUGCAACUGAUGAAAAAUAUUUAUUAUAGUACAAUGAUUUAAUAGUUAAAAAUGUAAAUUACAAUAUACAAAUGCCUAAUUGUUCUCUAGUUCAGAUCAGCAACAUCCUGAAUCAGUCCCAUUGCUAAUAAUAAUCCUCAUCAUCAGUCAUAAGUGCACUUCUUGAAGAAUGCAGCACUUUCAUUUCAUGUUUGCAAACAAAUCUGUUGAAAAAUAACAUUCCCCUGAGAUUUAAACUUCACCUUUUCUAAGUAAUAUUUCCAGUCCAGGGUUACAAUCUAAGUUAUCAGUCUGUAAAUAAGCAGGUGCAGCUUGAACUCUGAAUAUCAAACAAUGCUGCAAUGCCUACAUUCUUUACGAAAAGAUAGACCAGGCCUCAUUCAGUGGAAAUAAAAGAUGCUGUAACACAAUUCAAGGCUGCAGCAACUGAUAAUGACAGACUA
Cololabis saira (Pacific saury) is the source of this 4656-nucleotide messenger RNA. It is a transcript of the gene zfyve1, whose product is annotated as zinc finger, FYVE domain containing 1. The transcript is spliced from 12 exons. The coding region runs from base 504 to 2834 and encodes 776 amino acids. The record is from RefSeq and is a predicted model, not a curated record. NCBI's taxonomy places the organism in Eukaryota, Metazoa, Chordata, Actinopteri, Beloniformes, Belonidae. Gene Ontology annotation, molecular function: zinc ion binding.